AUGGUCAGUCUAAGACUAAUUACUCCGUUCCUGUUUUUGUUCCUGGCGCUGGCCAGUGCAAGUAGUAGUCUGGAGAUAACAAAAGACUCAUCAGUGGAUUCACAAUCAGAAUCCUACCACACCUUAUCCAGGCUCAGACGUUUGGCAGUGGAGUUUUUCGAUUACUACCAGAACAUAACGAUAUUCGAUCUGACACAGGAUAUAUAUAAUAAUAAACAUUCGCGACUGCCUUCUGUCGAGGAUCUGCGCUGCUUGGCAGAUCUCCAAAUACUUGGAAACGAUAUGUCGGCAUCCAAGGCUUGGGCCCUGAGAAUGAUCGACUCAUGGGGCUCGCUGCCUUCGGGAAUCCUCUAUGGAAAUCUGUAUGAUCUUGGGAACUAUGACGAGUGCCUUGGCAUAGAUCAUUCUGUCACGAGCAGUCACAAUGUCCAGGGAAAGUACUGUUUCGCUAAGAUUUCACUGGCUCCAAGUAUCUCCAGCUACCUAAAACUCAAGACAGCGGUCUGCUUUCCUGCCUCCUGUUCUGCCGCCCAUAUGGACACGAUGAUCCGAAAAUUAUUACAGAAUCUCCUCAAUAUAGAACUGAAUCAGGAGGAGCCACUAGUAAGGGAGGAUAAAUGUCAGACUGCAGAUCGAGAACCUUAUGAUGGCCUUACUAUAUUCACAAUUGUUGUGCUAUCGAUAUUGGGUGUGCUCGUUACCCUCUCCACUCUGUAUGACUAUAUAGUUCCCAAGAACAAAAAACCCCUUAAUCUGUGGAUUAAGGCUUUCUCUGCGCGGGCUAACUGCCGAGUUCUUUUCCGGUUAGUGGACACCAGGAGCAAUCCCAAUGUAAUAGACUGCCUUCAUGGAAUUCGGUGUAUCUCUUUCAUCUGGGUUGUCUAUGGCCAUGUAUAUCUCGUGUCUGCAUUCGGUCCCAAUAUGAACUAUGUUAAAGUCAGUAGGUGGCUAAAAUCGCCCUAUAGCAUGUUUAUACAGCAUGCAGCUUAUUCGGUAGACACUUUCUUUUUUUUGAGCGGCCUUUUACUGGUGGUGAUUGCCCUCCGAGCAAUGGAAAGGACCAAAGGAAAACUCAACAUACCUCUAAUGUAUCUGCAUCGUUAUCUGCGUCUCACUCCGGUCCUGGCUUUGGCCAUUAUUGUCUACAUGAAGAUAUUGCCCAGAAUGGGUGACGGCCCACUAUACGGAUCGGUGAACUUUGAUGAUUAUUCCUUGUGCGAGAACACCUGGUACUGGACACUCUUGUAUGUCCAGAACUAUGCAACCCACGAGAUCUGUCUGGGUCAUUCUUGGUAUCUCGCUGUCGACAUGCAGCUCUACAUCAUUGCACCCCUUCUUUUAAUCGGCCUCUAUAAAUGGAAAAGGAAGGCAGCCGCAGUGAUCUUUGUGUCUAUGCUGCUCCUAGCCGCGUGCCUCUUUAGCAUGAUGGUGAUCAAGGACAUUUCUCUUUUGUCGGUUACCAACGAUGCAAUGAAGAAAAUCUACUUCUCCACACACACUCGGGCGUCCCCUUAUCUCAUUGGCAUCCUCUUCGGGUAUUUCCUGCAUGUUAACCGGGGAAAAUCCUUUAAGCUCAACCGCAUUGCAGUUAUUUUGGGUUGGCUUUUAAGCUUGGCGUUGCUCUUCACCUGUUUGUUUUCGAUCUAUGGGUAUACCAAGAAUUCGGAGACACCGUCAAUUUUAGAAGAGGCCUUUAACUUGACUUUUACCCGUAUUGCCUGGCCAUUAGGCCUCUGCUGGGUGGUAUUUGCCUGCAUGCAAGGGUACGGAGGACUAGCCAACAGCUUCCUCUCUUCUCCACUUUGGCAGCCGAUGUCCAAGCUCUCCUACUCCGCCUAUAUAUUUCACAUGUUCAUCGAGGGCCUCAACGCCGGCCUUACGCGCACCAACACCUUCUUCAGUGACUACCAAGUGAUGCUACGAUUCUGGGGCGACUUUGGAUUCACAAUGAUCCUUGCUUUCGUUGCUUACAUCGCGAUUGAGGCGCCCUUCGGAAAUUUGGAAAACCUCUUGCUGCCUGCGAAGAAGCCUAGUCUUCCACCUGUGGUUCCUUCCAAGCAACCAAUAGGACAAACAACGUCUAUCCCACCAAUCGAAAAUAAAUUGCCACUACCGGAAUAG
Messenger RNA from Drosophila eugracilis, 2121 nucleotides. Its product is annotated as nose resistant to fluoxetine protein 6. The record is from RefSeq and is a predicted model, not a curated record. NCBI's taxonomy places the organism in Eukaryota, Metazoa, Arthropoda, Insecta, Diptera, Drosophilidae. The transcript has 9 exons. Bases 1 to 2121 code for a protein of 706 amino acids. Gene Ontology annotation, molecular function: acyltransferase activity, transferring groups other than amino-acyl groups.